Molecule: messenger RNA, 2616 nt
Organism: Australozyma saopauloensis
Lineage: Eukaryota; Fungi; Ascomycota; Pichiomycetes; Serinales; Metschnikowiaceae
Gene: VPS35
Product: retromer subunit
Exons: 1
Coding region: 1-2616 (871 amino acids)
Biological process (GO): intracellular protein transport; retrograde transport, endosome to Golgi
Cellular component (GO): retromer, cargo-selective complex; late endosome; retromer complex
Source: RefSeq, a predicted model, not a curated record
AUGACAGAGAGCUCUGCAGUGACGGGGGCGCUAGCAAAUAUAAGGCAGCAGUCCAAGCUCAUGAAGGAAAAUCUUCACGAUGGCCAUCUCUUGCAAGCGUUGAAGCACUGCUCCAAUUUCCUCAAUGAACUAAGAACGUCAGCACUCUCGCCAAAACAGUACUAUGAAUUAUAUAUGGCCGUGUACGACCUGUUGGAUAUCUUGUCUGAUUUCUUGCUUGAGUCCAAUCGCUCGAAACAGGCGAAGAGUGCCAACACAGCAUUCUUGACUGACCUUUACGAGUUGGUCCAAUACUCCGGCAAUAUCAUACCCAGAUUGUACAUGAUGAUCGUUAUAGGCACUACACACAUGGCCACGAAAAGUUCGUCCACCAAGGAAAUCAUGAAGGACAUGAUCGAGAUGUGUAGAGGCGUGCAGCAUCCUAUCAGGGGCUUGUUCUUGCGUCACCACUUGUCGCAGAGACUGAAAGACUUGUAUCCUAUGGCUACCGUAGACGACUUCAAUGAUACCGUAGAGUUCUUGAUCACCAAUUUCAUAGAGAUGAACAAGCUCUGGGUUCGCUUGCAACACCAGGGCCAUUCCAGUGAACGUGAGUUGCGGUACAGGGAACGGAAGGAAUUGAAGAUUCUCGUGGGGUCCAACUUGGUUCGUCUCUCGCAGGUCGUGGACGAUUUUUCCGCCGAGGGCUAUGUGCCCCUGCAAUUCUAUGUGUCCAAGAUCUUCCCAGCCAUUACCGAGCAGAUCAUUCAGUGUAGAGAUCCGUUGGCACAGCUGUACUUGAUCGACGUCUUGAUCCAAAUCUUCCCUGACGAGUUUCAUUUCUUGACGCUCGACAGUUUGCUCAGUGAUGUGUUCUUGGAGUUGCAUCCUAUGUUAGAGAAAGACAAGCUUGUUGAGACCCUCGUUGAGCGCUUUGUACUCUAUCACAAAUAUGAAGACAGCUUGUCUUCCGAAACUCAGAACUUGUCUUUGGAGGAAGGCGCAAAAAAGGUUCAGCCUGCUCCGGUCAAAUUUUUCCAGUCUUUCGUGUCGUUCUAUCAAAAACUACACGAAAUGGAGCCUGAGUUACCUGCAGCAUGCUUCAUUGCUAUUUUGAGCUCGCUCAUAAAGUUGUCCCUCACUUUUGAGCCAACAAACUAUGAAAAUCUCAAUACAAUUUACAAAUUUGCUGCUGUGGUACUUCGUGAUGACAGCUCCGACCAAGAUGUCAAGACCACUGCCUCAUUGUGGCUCGAAUUACUCGAGGCACCAAUUGACCACUUUUCUUCAAUUAAGGAAUUAUUGAAAUUACCCUUCUACCAUGCCUUGUUUUCCAAAAUUCAAGAGCCAGAAUUGCUCCGUUCUCUUGGCUUGAGAAUCUCGCAAAAGCUUGUUUCAAGCGCCACAAAGGAACAGCUAUCAAGCACUGAAGAUAUUGAUGAUGUGUUUAAAUACUUGUCGAUUCUUAUUGCUGAAACAGAUAGUAAGUCAACCACCUCAAAGGACUUGGGUGUUCAGAAAACAGUCUUGAUCAACAACAAUGAAACUAGGGUUUCCGAGGCCUUUUUGCAUACUCAGGAAACAAUUUGUAAAGUUUUGCAUUUGAUCAAUCAUUCUGAUCAUUUCCAAUGCUUGACUUUGUUGUUCUAUGUAAGAAAGAAGUACCUCAACGCUGCCUUUGAGAACAUUGUCUUUACCUAUCCAACUUUAGUGACCAGAAUGACCAAUUGCAUCAGACAUGCUGGGUAUCUUGCGUCGCGUAGAAAAAAGGUUGAGGCAUCAGAUCAGACAGACUUAAUGGUUACGAGCAAUUUCAAGAAUACGUCUGUGGUCAUUGAUGAGUUGUAUAAGUACCAUCGUGAAGCUGAUUCUGAGCUCGUGUUCAAACUCUACCUUAAUUUGGCGUCAGUAGCUGAUCAACUCAAGCAAGAGACCAUUGCAUACGAGCUCUUCAACCAAUGCUUCAUUGUAUACGAAGAGUCUCUUCUCCUAAACAUGUCACAGAGCAACUUGGUCAACCCUCACGAGAGUAUGGGAGGCUCUCUUUCGUAUCAAGCCAUUUUGAUGCUAGCAAACCGGUUGCAGCAACUGCGCUAUUUUAGCGGCGAGAAUUAUGAGAAUCUCAUCACAAAGCUAACAUUAUAUGGAUCGAAACUACUCAAAAAACAGGAUCAAUGCAGAUCAGUCUACUAUUGUGCGCAUUUGUGGUGGUGGGUGGACCCACUCAUUGACGAACCUAGCCUGACUGUACAACCGAGAGAAGGGGAUGCACCGAUCAGUGAAGGCGAUAAUAAUUCUCUAUACAAAGACCCAAAGAGAGUUUUAGAAUGUCUUCAGAAAUCUCUUCGAAUUGCUGACUCUUGUAUGGAUCCAAAACUACUGUUGAAACUCUUCGUUGAUAUUCUCAAUCGCUGUCUAAUAUUCAACGACUACGGAAACAGUUCCGUUGACUUUAGAUACAUCAACGGCCUUAUUGAAUUAAUCAAGAGCAACUUGACCAAUUUCGAGGAGGACUUGAGAAACAACGAUGACGAAGCUAAGCUCAUUAAGCAGAUCCAACAAUACUUCAAUCGCACUCUUAGGUAUGUCAGAAAUAGACAAGAGAGCGAGGGGUCUCUCGGUGGUAUUAUCGUCUGA